Chironomus riparius is the source of this 4355-nucleotide messenger RNA. NCBI's taxonomy places the organism in Eukaryota, Metazoa, Arthropoda, Insecta, Diptera, Chironomidae. The record is from the annotation of a GenBank genome assembly.
AUUUGAUGGUUCAGCAAAAACUGAUCAAAAUUGAAUGAACCCAGUAAAGCGGAAUAUUUUAAACUUCAAUUACAUUAUGUCUAGAAGAAAGCAGUCUAAUCCGAAACCUCUUUUAAAAAGAGACGAUGAUGAAGAAUUUCCCAAUGAAGGAAGCACAGCACACCAGACAAAAAAUAAUGAAAUGGACGAAAUGGAAGAACAGAUUUCAGAAAAAGAGGUUUUAAGGACUAGUUUAUCAGAAAAUAAUGAGGAUCCAGAAUGUUUAGAGGAAAAUAAAACAAGUAAAUCGCCUCUACAAAUUGUUCCUGCCCUUAGAUUAAAUGUAGCACUUGCCUCAGACCCUGCAACUAAUCCUGAUGCAAAAGAAUUUUUAAAAAUACAUAUAAAAUCUGAGAUAAAUCAGUCAGGCGAUGAUGAAGAUGCCGAAGAUGAAUAUAUGAAUCCCAAUAAGGAUCUUGAUACAAUUAGUGAGACUGUUGGUUUACAAAUUCAUUCACAGCGAAGUGAUGGAUCACAAAAAUCAAAAGAAAAUAUCAAUAAUAUAAACCAAAUGUUAGUGAAGAAUCUAGAAAUAUUACCGCGUCAAAAUGUUUAUAUGUGUGCACCAUGUAGCAUUCGCUUUUCAUCACUGUCAACAUUAGAAGCUCAUUCUAAGUUCUAUUGUGCUCACCGGAAGGAUGCCGAUGAGAAUCCAAACAAAUCAUCAAACAUAUCCUGUGAGACCAAUGGAUCUGAGCCCCCAACAAAAGCUAUCAAAACAGGAAAACAGUAUGCUUGUACUCAAUGUUCGUAUAGUGCUGAUAAAAAGGUAUCAUUAAAUCGUCAUAUGAGAAUGCAUCAAACAUCACCUACUCCAAGCUCAACAGCUACUUCAAAUGGUGAUGAUACUACAUCUAGUCAAAUAAUUGUUCCUGCUUCAAUAAUUGGACCUUCUCUACCAAUCAAUGAUCGUUAUUGUACUGACUGUGACAUUAGGUUUUCAAGUACGAAAACAUUUAAGGCGCACAAACAAUUCUACUGCAGUAGUCGGAACUUAGAAAAAGUAAAGGACAAUCAAUUUUAUUGUAAUUCGCGUCAUCAAGGCCAAGCUUCAUCUAUUCUCUCACCAGUAAUCGUUCCAAACGCACCAGCUACUUCUAUUUCAAAGUCUGAAUCUCAAACUCCACCAGAAGCAUCAAAAACUCCUCCAACUUCAACAUCACCAUUUUUGGCAUUGCCAACAAAUCCUAUAAUUAUAAUUCCGUAUUCACUAAUAAGAAACUCAAGCAUCAUUCCAGGACCUUUAUCUUCUGUAGCACAAGUAACAAAUCCCGACUCAACUUGCUUUAUAUUUCAAAACGGCACAUUACAACCAAUUGCAUAUUCAAUUGCACCUACUGUUGUUGCAAGCUCCUCAAACACUCAGCAAACAUCCCCAAGAUCGGUAUCACAAGUAGCUAUCAAUGAAGUAAAGAUUUCCAAACCAAGUAGCGCUGGAAAUAUUGCAAACGAAGCUUUAAAAUUAUUAAACAAACGUGAUGGAAUUGUAAAUCGUGAAUCAACAACACCUUUAGAUUUGUCAGUACGACGUUCGUCUCCAAAUUCACGUGAGCGAAGCUUGUCUAUAUCUUCAGCUAUAUCAUCGGAGCAAUUUCGGAUGGAAUUUGAUUCGAUGAUGGAAGGAAAGGAGAAUUUGUCUGUUAGUGGUGAUUCAAUUACUCCUGAACAGAUUGUUUGUGCACCAUCACUUCCUGGAAGCCCAUCAUUAACACCGUCUAGAAGAUCAAACAGUCCACGUGGCAGCAGUGUGUCAAUGUCACCAAAUUCUUCUACGCCACAUUCUGUCUUAAUGCGACCAUUAUUUCCAACAGACAUAGCUAUACGCUUAUCUGAUCCAGCACUAAAUGUCAUUCCACCAUUGGUUAAACAAAGUAUGGAAUUAGCGUUAAGAUUAUCUAGUACGAGUGAGGCUACUAAUGCGCAGCAAAUAUCUCCAUCACACCCAAUAUCAUCUACACGAACAACACCUACACAAAUUCCUGCUCAAAUUUUUGUCAAAACCGGAAUUUCUAAAUGUAAAGAGUGCAAUAUAGUAUUUUGUAAGUACGAGAACUAUGUCGCGCACAAACAAUUUUAUUGCGCUAGCAACAUGGAUAAAGGAAAGGAUUCAUUGCCUGAAAGUGACAAAAAAAAUUAUUGCUCGUUCAAAAACUUGGAAAAAAACGAAGGAAGUAAUGCAGAGCAAUCAAGUUUAUCCAUAUCACCUCCAACAACUAUAUCAAAUAAUCCUCAAACGUAUCAGCAAUUGAUCUGUUUGGCAUGCGGUAUUAAAUUUGCAUCACUUGAUAAUCUCACUACUCACCAGAAAUACUAUUGCUCAAAAGCAAAUGAUCUCCAAGCUCAGCCUAGUUCAAUAGCCACUAUUCCAUCAUUACAAAAAGAGAAAUGUGCUAAAUGUAAAGUCAUUCAUGAUCCAUCUCAAAGUUGUGCACAGGGUUCUCAUUAUAAAUGUCCAAUCUGUGAAGUUGUUAGUCCUAAUUCAUCUGAGGCGAGGCGACACAUGGAAAGUCAUGGCGGUGUUAAAGCAUUUCGCUGCACUAUUUGUAGAUAUAAAGGAAAUACUUUAAGAGGAAUGCGAACACAUAUAAGAAUGCACAUUGACAAAAAAUCAGGAGAUGUUAAUGAAGAGAACUAUAUAUCUUGCAUAUUGGAUGAUGAUAGUACCGAAAUUCCUCCAUCCAUAGUUAACAAAGUUCCAUCAACGCAAGAAAAUAGUAAAAAGAAUUGUCUGAAAUCCCAGACAAAAUCAAUUCCAAUUAACUGUGAAAAACAGGAAACAAAAAUGAAUACUGCAAUAUGUUCAAAUAUGAUUAAAAAGGAAUUUAAUGAAGAUGAUGUAAGAAGUGUUGACAAUUCUAGAGAUAUUGAGGAUGAAAUAUCAAAUGAUACAAUCAAAAUUGAGAGUGAAAAUGAGACAAUACCAAAAUUGUUAACUGACUCAAAAUCAUCAGAAAAACCAGCGUCUGAAGAAUUACGUCAAUUACCAAAUAUCGGAAAUGAAUUAGCCCAUUUGGAAGAUACAUCAUCUCCACUCAUCAUAGAGUCACCAAAUGAUUCAAAGUAUUGUAGUAAUUGUGAUAUAUCUUUCACGUAUUCUAAUACAUUCAUCGUACACAAACAAUUCUAUUGCAAAGGAAAGAAUGGUUCUACCAGUAAAGGAACAUCAUCAAAUGGAUCGAACGCUAACGUAUCUAUAGCAGCAGAAACAUCAGUUUGAAAAUAAAAAGAAUUGACUUUUGAAAAAAUACUUAAUAUUUACACAAAAUAUAUGCAGUAAUGCAUUCUAAGACUAAAUGCAGUAUACGAUAUUUACAUUAAAAUCAUGUAAUUUCAAAUUAGAUAUUCUCAUGUUAAUCGAUAUAAUUUAAAGAGAGAGAAAAAAAUCAUUUUAAGUGUUCUAUUAAUAAAUAAAAAUAGAUAACAGUACUCGCUUAUCUUUCGAUGCAAGUAAUGAAGGAAAUAGUAUUCAAUAUGCUAACCGUACUUAAUGUUAUUGAGUUUAACAAAAUCAAGCUGAAAUUAUGUGUAAAUGCUUUUGAAAAUUUCUAAACGAGAAAAAAAAAUAAGAGGAAUAUACUUUAAGCUUAUCUGAAUCACCUUAUUCUCCAAUAAUAUCCUUUGUUUUUAUAUUUAAGAAAAAAAAGCUUAAAGUUUUAUUGGAAUUUUCAACAAAAAAAAGGGCAUCUUGUUCUGAAUGGAUUAAUUAUUUAUUUAUUAACUGCAAAAAUCCAUAACUAGCAAGGUAAAUACGUUUAAAAAAACUCUUUGGAUCAAAAUUGCGGGCAUCACAAAAUUUCAAAAGAGUGUCAUGAAAUGAUGAGUUUUUGAGUUUUAAAUGAAGCUUUGUGGUUUUAACAACUUUGGGAUCUUGGGUUUGUUUUUGACGAAUAAAAUGUUUUUUUUUUUUAAAUGGCUUGAUUUUAUUGCUAAAAACAUAAAGUGUGAAUGCUACUAAAGUUAUUGUGAUUGUUGAUUAGAUAUUUUAUUUUGGAGCCUUUAAUUAUCAUCAGUAAGCCAAAGUCCCCUUAUUUUAAAUAAUUAAUAAAAAAUGGAAUUUUUGGGCAAAAACAAGAUCCAGAAGCAACAAGAAUUCUGUGUUCAAAAAAUAAUUAAAAGUAAAAAUUAUUUGUAGACUAUGAGAAAUAGAAUUAUACCAAAAAUGCUCGAAUCAUAAAACGGAUAAUUUAAAUAAAUACAAGCAAAUAAUUUUAUAAUUCGAUUUUCAUUCUAAUUCAAUCGAAUAUUAUUUGAGUUAAUUACACACGGUAAUAAUUUUAUUUAAAUUUGGGCUGUUUCUUUAGAAAAUGUAUCGUCAU